UGGUCGUACACAGGCGCAAAGAUGCAGCGAGAGAGGACGACCAACGCCACGGCGGCUGAAAAGCCCGACCGGGAGGCCGCCAUCAUGUCCAAAUACUACGAUGGAGUGGAGUUUCCUUUUUGCGACGAGUUCUCCAAAUAUGAAAAAAUGGCCAAAAUAGGACAGGGGACCUUUGGGGAGGUGUUCAAAGCAAAGCACAGACAGACUGGGAAGAAGGUCGCGCUGAAGAAGGUUUUGAUGGAAAAUGAGAAAGAAGGAUUUCCAAUCACAGCAUUGAGAGAAAUCAAGAUCCUGCAGCUGCUCAAACACGAGAAUGUGGUCAAUCUGAUCGAGAUCUGCAGAACCAAAGCAACACAGUUCAAUAGAUACAAAGGCAGCAUCUACUUGGUGUUUGACUUCUGUGAGCAUGACCUGGCUGGGCUGCUGAGUAACGCCAAUGUUAAGUUCACCCUGGCAGAGAUCAAAAAGGUCAUGCAGAUGCUGCUUAAUGGACUGUACUACAUCCACAGAAAUAAGAUCCUCCACAGAGACAUGAAGGCUGCCAAUGUGCUCAUCACCAGAGAUGGCGUUCUGAAACUGGCAGACUUUGGAUUGGCCCGAGCCUUCAGCCUGGCUAAAAACAGCCAGGGCAACCGCUACACCAACCGUGUAGUGACACUCUGGUACCGACCUCCAGAGCUGCUGUUAGGUGAGCGGGACUACGGACCUCCCAUUGACCUAUGGGGAGCAGGCUGCAUCAUGGCAGAGAUGUGGACCAGGAGUCCAAUCAUGCAGGGCAACACAGAGCAGCACCAGCUCACUCUGAUCAGCCAGCUUUGUGGCUCCAUAACUGCUGAGGUGUGGCCUGGUGUGGAUAAGUACGAGCUGUACCAGAAGAUGGAGCUGCCUAAAGGCCAGAAGAGGAAAGUGAAGGAUCGCCUCAAGGCCUACGUCAAAGACCCUUACGCACUGGACCUGAUAGACAAGCUCCUGGUCCUUGACCCGGCACAGCGCACAGACAGUGACGACGCGCUCAACCACGACUUCUUCUGGUCCGACCCAAUGCCAUCAGACCUGAAGAACAUGCUCUCCACCCACAACACCUCCAUGUUUGAAUAUCUGGCCCCGCCCCGACGGAGAGGCCACAUGCCCCAGCAGCCGCCCAAUCAGAACAGAAACCCAGCGACCACCAGUCAGACCGAGUUUGAUCGAGUGUUUUAGUGGUUGAAGUUGGUUUGGUUCGAAUGACUUUUAAAAAAAAAAAAAAAAAAGGUGACAGCACUAGUUCACGGACAGUUUGCCUGGUUGGACUUCUUGUUUGCUGAUUGUAUCUUCCAGCCGGCCUAAUAUUCAGGAAAGCUCCAUGUUUCUUUUCUGGUUAAGGUUUGUUGAAAAGGUUUGUUGAAAACUGGAAUGUUCAAUUGUGUAUUUCUUUGUACGAUUACUGUUCUGUGUGAGCGUUUACAGUCCUUUUCCUGAGUGCAGGAAGAGGACCGUAAAUUUUAAGCGGAACCUUUUCUCAGCCAAGUUAUUACAUUGUGGCUUCAUGCUUGUUUUGUUCAUCUCUGCAGACAUGGUUUGAGUUUGUUCACCUUUAUUGAGCAAGGCCUCUGUCAUAGUUUUAAUUUAGAUCUAUAAAGUUGUGAGUCUUUUCACACUUGUUUUUCUUAAAUAGAUUUGUAUGAAAAUACCGUCUACACAGUGGAUUGAGAAAGAAUUUACUUCCGUCCACUUUUUCACAUUUUAUGUGGUACCCUUAUGGUAACUAAUUUUGUCCCUCAUCAUUCUUCACUAACAAUAUGAAAACAAAUAUUUUGAAAUGUUAAAGGAUAAAAUUCUGCUUUUUCUUGAGGUAUAGAUUGAUGAGGGCACAAAAUGAGCGCAAAUGACUUCAUCAUAAAGCUGCAACAUAAAAAAAGCUGAGGUCAGUGAAGGAGUCUGAAUGCUCUCUGAAAACACUGUUUACAGACAUUGUCGUGUUUUAAUCUCCUUAUUUAUGUUCAGCAACACCAAAACGUUUAUCUCAUCACAUCAUUAAACUAUUUUCUUUUCCAGAGACAUGACCAACAGUCCCUUAAGACAAACAAAAUACAAUUGUACCACUGAACAGAUAAACACUUUUUGAAACAUUUACUUUCA
Messenger RNA from Limanda limanda (common dab), 2118 nucleotides. RefSeq names its product cyclin-dependent kinase 9 (CDC2-related kinase) (gene cdk9). The record is from RefSeq and is a predicted model, not a curated record. Gene Ontology annotation, biological process: protein phosphorylation. Gene Ontology annotation, molecular function: ATP binding; cyclin-dependent protein serine/threonine kinase activity. The transcript is spliced from 8 exons. Gene Ontology annotation, cellular component: nucleus. Lineage: Eukaryota; Metazoa; Chordata; Actinopteri; Pleuronectiformes; Pleuronectidae. Bases 22 to 1200 code for a protein of 392 amino acids.